AUGCAAGAGGAGCACAGUAGCAGAACAAUCGGCGGCGGAAACGGGCGCGCGUUUCGAUGGUUGAUGGCAAACUGCACCGGCCUUGGGUUUAGUUCACGUUAUAAAACAAUGUUUAGUGAACAACUGCCGGCCGCGGCGCGUUGUUGCCGCGGCGCAUGCGCACCGGAUUUCGAUCAACAAAAUAAUGUUUUCCGUUUGUACAUCGGGAAAAACAAAAACCCAGUCGUCGUCGUCGCCGCCGCUUCCCAAGGUUGCGUCGAAAAAAACACUCGCCGUGUCACACGCACGCACAAAGCGGCGGGAGGGCGACAACAAUGA
Macrosiphum euphorbiae (potato aphid) is the source of this 318-nucleotide messenger RNA. Lineage: Eukaryota; Metazoa; Arthropoda; Insecta; Hemiptera; Aphididae. The record is from the annotation of a GenBank genome assembly.